Molecule: messenger RNA, 3374 nt
Organism: Tupaia belangeri chinensis (Chinese tree shrew)
Lineage: Eukaryota; Metazoa; Chordata; Mammalia; Scandentia; Tupaiidae
Gene: TIFAB
Product: TIFA inhibitor
Exons: 2
Coding region: 149-769 (206 amino acids)
Biological process (GO): positive regulation of canonical NF-kappaB signal transduction
Molecular function (GO): protein binding
Source: RefSeq, a predicted model, not a curated record
AAACAACACAACUGGGAACAUAUCACGUUCGUGAACCACAGCUAUAAGAGCCUUCCCCAGCCCUGCCCAGCCUGGGCCCACUCCCUCCUGAGAGCUCACAGCCGCAGGCCCAGAAGCAGAUGUGCCUCCAGCAACAAGGCUCUUGUCAAUGGAGAGGCCCUUCACGGUCCUGCAGGUGAGCCUGCACCACCCCAGGCUGGAUCCAGCCACCUUUGCCAACAUCCAGCCUCAGCUGCAGCACGACACCAGCCCACUGCUGGUUGGGCGGGGACGGGACGCCCACCUGCAGCUGCAGCUCCCCCACCUCUCCCGCCAGCACCUGUCCCUGGAGCCCUACCUGGAGACCGGUCGCACUCUACUGGCCUUCUGCCUCAAGGCCCUGAGCCGCAAGGGCUGUGUGUGGGUCAACGGGCAGACGCUGAGGUACCUGGAGCAGGUCCCUCUGAGCACCAUCAACAGGAUCUCCUUCUCGGGCGUCCAGAUGGUGGUCCACAUCAAGGGAGGCACCUCCCUCGAGGCCUUUGUCUGCUGCUUCCAUCUCAGCCCCUCACCCCUGAUUUACAGGCUGGAGGCCGAGGAGACUGACGAAUGGGAAGGCAUCCCCCAGGAGCAACCUCCCCCAGCGUCAGGGGAGCAGCCUGCAGGCCACCUGGGGUUUCUCCACGACUCCUCCCAGACUCAGACUUGGAACAGCUCUCUCCAGCCCAGCCCUGGAGGAGGAACAGAAAUACAGCUCCAGGGGGAGCCCCCAGACAGGGCACUCUGCUAGCCUCGCUGCAAGAGCAAGCCUUGCUGAAAUGGGACUUGAAAUAUCCCAGCUACAUCAGGCAGGUCGACAUGCAGGGCUGACGUGCAGACCUGCUGGCCGCCGGCUCCUAAUGACCCGAUUCCGCACACACCCAACGGCCUGGGGGUGCAGAAACACUGCAUGGCUAGAGCUAGAAGGUAAUGGGAACUUCAUAUACUUUUAGAGGCCCUGAGGGGUCCUGGGGAGACUUGCAGCAUUUCCCCACAUUCCCCUCUUGUCUGACUAGGAGUUACUUUAUGUGGCUCAUUUUGUGUGCUGCUUAAGGGCGGGAGUUUGAGGUUACUCCAGGAAUGCACGGACACAUGUAACAAUUACGUUGGUGGUAGCUCAGGGUUCCUUCAGCCUUCCAAUACCCACAGGCACUGGGGGCUUAGGGAAGCCUGUGUUUAAUAAACUACAAGUAUUUCAUUAAGCUGGCAUACCCAGUAGGAUUCCCUGGCCCCCAGGUGGGCCAUGUGCAUGCCCGUUGUCAUGCAGAGGUGGGGGCGGGAAACACAGAAGAGGUGUAAGAGGAAAUUGGGAAGGUGGGGGCCAUGUUUCUGUAAAGGAGUAAGCAGAGCUCAGGGUUUCCUGAAGGUGGAAGCUGGGAGCUGGGCCUGCUGGCCUACUUGUUGUCACCAUCAGUUCCCCCAUUUUCUGUCACUCUGGAUCAAAGCCUUUCCCCUGACCAAAAGGCAAAGUCUUCAGGGAGAGGUGGUUUCCCAAGCAAUGGGCUCUUCAGGGCUCCUUCUGUCAGGGGUGGGUGGAAGGCUUGGUGGCAGUUAUUUCGCUCAGGGCGGGUCAUGUACCUUUCUAAAUGGUGGACUGGUCAGGAGCUAGGCAGGCCGAGGGAGGGAAAACUAGCUCAGUGAACAGGGGAGCAGAGUGCAGGCAGCCCUCGCCUGCCAUCCUGACAGGGCAAGAGUGUUUAGAAACAAGGUUUGCCUGUGUCAUGGAGGGAGGGACCUGCCACGCAGAUGGUCUCCAGGAUCCCAAACUCCCCUUCAGGAGAUCCGAGGCACCGAGGGCACGGCUGGCUGGCUCAUGUCCACAGAGUCUGUAACCAUUUCUAACACUUUCCAUUUCCCACCCGAGAAGAAAGACCCUUUUGCACCCAGGACGGGCUACCGGGAGGUUCCACAGCACUCACAGGCUCCGAGUGGCUUGUCCAAGAGGGAGGACAGUGGUGGGCAAGACCUGCGCUCGCCCCUGCUUGGGAAGCUUCCCUAUCAAUGGGAAAGGACAAGGACACUCAGAUCACAGCCACGGGCAGAAGAUAGCAGGGCUGCUAGCAAUGGGGCUGUCCAGUGCAAGGAAUGGCCCCCGCAGGUCCCCAUCGUAGUCCUUCACUCAUUCAUUCAACACGUUUUCACCAAGCACCCAGUUCGUGCCAGCUGUGUGCAAAGCCUCAGGAGCAGCAGUGAGCGUGAAGGACAAAAUAUCUGUGCUCAGGAAGACUGCACUGGGCUCAGGAAAGACACGCAUUUGAGAGCUAAUCACUUAAUCAUCUGAUCACCACUGGGAUUGACACCACAAUCAUUGUAUUUCUCUCCCUCCAGCUGAGCAUCACGGAGUUCUCUUACAAAGUGGCCUUGUCAGUUGGUGCCCGCUAGCACCAGGCGAUCUGCUCUGGUGUUCCCUAGCGCCUGGCGCUCUGCUCCAGUGCCCGCCAGCGCCCAGUGCUGUGCUCUGGUGCCCGCUAGUGCCUGGCGCUCUGCUCUGGUGCCUGCUAGUGCCCGGCGCUCUGCUCUGGUCUUCACUAGUGCUCAGCACUCUGCCGUGCGCUCUGUUCUACCCCACUGACUCCUCGGAACACGCCUGAUAGACCAUGUUAUUCACCACGUUUCACACACAAGGAAACUGAGGCUCAGGAAGGUCGUGGAUCUUGCCCAACAUCGCAUCAUCACUAGUUGUGUGACAUUGGGCAAGAGGCCUAACCCGCUUUUUCCUUUACUGCUUCAUUGGGGAAAAAAUGGGUCAAGAUAAUGGUCCCUCGGUGCUGGAGCUGUUAUGAGGGCCCAAGGAGGCAGCCCAGGGAGCACUUAGUGUGGAGUCUGACACUCGCUGGGCAGGGGCUCGCUGCUCUCUUGAGACCUGAGAAGGGACGGUCAUUGGUCCAGACCCAAGGGCUCACCAGGCACGUGGAGCUGGGAAGAUGCAAGCCCCAGUGGGCUGGCCCUAGAGCCCAGGGGCUUACCACACUGUGUGAUUCCUAAGCAUCGUCUUCACUGUGGAACUGGGAGGCAGCCAGGAGGGACUUUCAAUGUGUCCUUGCACUGGGAGGCCAUGGCCAGGGCUCACAGAACAGGAGAUGGAAUUCCGGGCCUGUGCAGAAGAAACCAGGUGCAGCUAGGUCUGAUGACAUCCGCGUACUGGAACUGCCUUUUCCAGGGUCUAGAGGCAGUAAUGAUCCCUCACAGUCCAGAGCAUUCCCUAAAGUGUGCAUCCCAGAGCAGCAGCCCACAGAGAGACCUCGAGAAGCCACGGCCUGACGACUGGCCCUGAACACCAAAGGCUGAAGAGAGACAGCUGCCUGGGGGAACGCCAGCAUCCCCAGAGCGCAACUCCUUGUCUCCACCAGAGAAGC